Messenger RNA from Drosophila rhopaloa, 420 nucleotides. RefSeq lists its product as uncharacterized. The coding region runs from base 141 to 386 and encodes 81 amino acids. The transcript is spliced from 2 exons. The record is from RefSeq and is a predicted model, not a curated record. Lineage: Eukaryota; Metazoa; Arthropoda; Insecta; Diptera; Drosophilidae.
AAACAAUUCUUAUUUAGGUUGUUUUUGUAUCAGGAUCUAAUCAAAGCAACUUUUGAAUCUAACAUUAAUAAAAUUACUUCAUUUUUUUUUUUAAUUGUAAUUCUUUUUUGUAAGUGAAAUUUUGGUAAGCCUGUGCAAAAAUGUAUAAAAUUCAAACUAUUCCGGUUUUAAAAUUAAGCAAAGUUCUAAUGAGCCCUCGUCUUCUGGCUGGUUCGGCAAAGAAAGGCGAUUCAAAGAAGGAAUCUUGUGAGGGCGACGAAUCCAAGAAAAAAGAGGCGCCGAAAAAGGAUAAGUGCGGAAGAACGAUGCUACCCACCUCGCCACGUUGCAAAGGUAAGCCCGGCGGCAAAGAUGAUAAAUCCGGAGAUGAGUGCAAAGAAAAUUGAAGGUGGUUCCUGAGUUUUUAGGCUCACUUAAAUU